AUGUCACAAACUAUUUAUGUUAACGAAAAGACAGGUGUAGACAGUGCCGAAACCAAGGGUACUCAAGAACAACCAUACGCCACCCCAGCAUUUGCAUUGUACUCCCAACCAGAAUCUAAACUUUUUGUCUACAAACAAUCCGAAGAAGAUAAGGAAAAAUUCGAAUAUGUUGAAAUUUCAGCCUCUGCUUUAAAGAAAGCCAAGAAGGGUGUUGAAGGUUUAAAGAAGAAAGCCGAAAAGCAAGCUAAGUUGGAAGAACAAAAGAAAGAACAACAAGCUGCUGCUAAGUUAUCUGCUUUGGACUUGUCUUCAAUUGAAGAAGAUCAAUCUUUACCACAAGCUAAAAAGAUCAAAUUGAGAACUAUUCAAGAAAACUUGGAUACCAGAGUUCUUGUUCAAGGUUGGGUUCAUCGUUUGAGAGUUCAAAAGGGAUUGGCUUUUAUCACUUUAAGAGAUGGUACCGGUUACCUUCAAUGUGUUUUGACUGGUGACUUGGCCAAGGCUAGACAAACCCAAGAAUUGACCAUUGAAUCCACUGUUGCCAUCAAGGGUGUUAUUUCCAAAUUGCCAGAAGGUAAAACUGCUCCAGGUGGUGUUGAAUUAAAGGCUGAUUUCUAUGAAAUUAUUGCUUUGGCUCCAAGUGGAGAUGACUCAUUCACCAACAGAAUCCAAGAAGGUGCUGAUCCAAACUUGUUGUUGGACCAACGUCAUUUGACCUUGAGAGGUGAAACUUUAUCUGCCGUUAUGAAAGUCAGAGCCGCAUACCUGGCUGCUAUCAGAAGAUUCUAUGCCGAAGAAGGUAUCACUGAAGUUACUCCACCAUGUAUGGUUCAAAACCAAGUUGAAGGUGGUUCCACUUUGUUCAAAUUAGAUUACUACGGUGAAGAAGCUUACUUGACUCAAUCUUCCCAAUUGUACUUGGAAACCUGUUUGCCAGCAUUGGGUGAUGUUUUCUGUAUCCAAGAAUCUUUCAGAGCCGAAAAAUCUCACACCAGAAGACACUUGAGUGAAUACACCCAUAUUGAAGCUGAAUUGGUAUUUAUUACAUUCCACGAUUUGUUGGACCACUUGGAAAGAUUGCUUACUAAAACCAUUCAAUACGUUUUGGAAGAUCCAGUUGCUGGUCCAAUUGUCAAGCAAUUAAACCCAAACUUCAAAGCCCCAACUACUCCGUUCAAGAGAAUGGAAUAUAUCGAAGCCUUGGACUGGUUGAACGAACAUGGUAUUCCAAACGAAGAUGGUGAAAAAUUCAAAUUCGGUGACGAUAUUGCUGAAGCCGCUGAAAGAAAAAUGACUGAUACUAUCAACGAACCAAUUUUAUUGAUCCGUUUCCCAGCUGAAAUUAAAUCUUUCUACAUGCAAAGAUGUCAAGAUGACCCAAGAGUCACCGAAUCUGUUGAUGUUUUGAUGCCAAAUGUUGGUGAAAUUACUGGUGGUUCCAUGAGAAUUGAUAAAUACGAUGAAUUGGUUGCUGCUAUCAAGAGAGAAGGUUUGAACUUGGACAGUUACUACUGGUUCACCGAUGUCCGUAAGUAUGGUGGUUCUCCACACGGUGGUUACGGUAUUGGUUUGGAAAGAAUGCUUGCCUACAUGUUGGACAGAUUCACUGUUCGUGACUGUUCCUUGUACCCACGUUUCAGUGGUAGAUGUAAACCAUAG
Messenger RNA from Candida tropicalis MYA-3404, 1659 nucleotides. RefSeq names its product asparagine--tRNA ligase (gene DED81). The transcript has a single exon. Lineage: Eukaryota; Fungi; Ascomycota; Pichiomycetes; Serinales; Debaryomycetaceae. The record is from RefSeq and is a predicted model, not a curated record. Gene Ontology annotation, cellular component: cytoplasm. Gene Ontology annotation, molecular function: nucleic acid binding; asparagine-tRNA ligase activity; ATP binding. Gene Ontology annotation, biological process: asparaginyl-tRNA aminoacylation. Bases 1 to 1659 code for a protein of 552 amino acids.